UUUAUUUCCUCUCCACCUUGUUAUUAAUUAAUAUUUUGGAAUUUAUUCUUAGACAAUUUCUUUAACUAAUGCAAAUUACAUAAAUAAACACACUAGUAAAAAUAAAUACUAGGCAGGCAAGUCGAGGCAAAUAAUAGUAAUAAGCAAAUUAGAUAUUUCGAUCACAUUUUUGAAUAUUGUGACUUCCAGCGCCAUCUAGUAUUGAACAAAGUACUUAAUCUUUUGGUAGAAAUCGAGGUAAAUUUUUUUAAUAUGGCAAGUGGACUUAACUGUCAUUUAUAACGGUUGCUCAACACCUGCCGGGUUUUUUGUUUACUAUCUUCAAACGGAAAGUUAUGAAUGAAAUUUUGUGUUUUCGUAAUAAAUAAGACGUAUAACUCUUCGAUUAUUGUGUUUUGUGUGUCAUAAAAUCAGUUUCCUUAAUGUUGCAAGCAUUAUUUUGGAUUCAACAAGAUUGCAAUGGAAUCAAUCAACAACAACCAAUUUGAAGUAAUACCAGCAAAAAACAAGCGGAAGAUUGCAACACCUUCUGCCAACGCUUAUCUUAACCCAGCAUUAGACCUCCUUGCCAACGAAGACCCUAUGUGCAACACAGCUAUGGAAAUAGCACCAGUAAAGAAGAGGAAAAGAACCAGAAGUUGUAGUGAUAUUACUACAUUUGAUAAUACCGGUCUAGAUCUAGGUUUAUCAAAGGCAGCGGUCAACAAAUUCCUUCACCAAGAGCUUGAGAAUGUGAAGAAUACUGUUCGGCAUAAUACAGAGGAUACCGUAGCCAGUAUGGACUCUAACGAGCCCAUCUAUGCUAAUUUGACCGAAGCUCAAAUUCCACAAGACUCUUUUAACAUUACAAAUGUUACGCAGAACAGUGUCAACACUCAAAUGUUGAUACAAAAUAAUGAAACUAUGGAAGUUACUGCAACUGAUGAUAUGGAUUCAGGAAUCUCAGUAUUAGAACAGAAAUCUUUAAGCAAUAUGAAUGAUGACGUCAAGAUCUUAUCACCAAUAACAAAUGUACAAACGAACAUCACAAACCAAGUAUUUAUAAACAAUUCUACUAAUUUAAAUCUCAGUUUUAUAGACCGGUUAGCAUUAGACUCACCGAAUUUAUCAAACCAAUCACUUUUCUAUGAUGAUGAUUUGAAUGAAAGUAAUAUUAUGGAGAUCAAAACAAUAACUAUCAUUACUAAGAAGAAAAGGAUUAAUACUAAAAAUACUAAUCCAUUCCUAGAUCCUAAUUUAGGAACUGCGCCUCUAGCUCUACCUGACGCAAGUCAAAAUCCGUUUUUGAACCUAGAUGCCACUAAACCUGAGAUGGAAUACAGCGAAGAAGUUGUCAACAGGCCUGCGGUUGUCCCAAAACCGAUCGAAAGAGUGUUAGAGCCUCGAAAACUAUUUGGAGAUACAAACAGCACUAUUUCCACAGUAAAUGAAUCAUUAGAUGUACAACAAGAGAAUUUCUAUGAAAACAUUGACCAAUAUAGACCUGAGAGCCCAGUAUAUGAAAAUAUUGAUGAAGCAAAUGAAUUUAACAAGCAAAGCAGAAUAUUAGGGCAUGAUGUAUCACAUUUUAGCGCAGUAGACAUAAUCAAUUUAAACAAGAACGCACAUCAAGACUCUUCUAACGAUUCUAAUGACAGUAAAAAACAGAAGAAUCCUUUCUUGAAAGCAGGCAAUAGACUAUCAAAAAGAGUUUUCAAAACUCUAAAAAAGACUUUUAAAGGUGACAAAUCUGAGAACAAUGUCACCGUUAAUCCGUAUGAAGUGCCAAGAAAAGCUCCUAAACAGAAGACUGCGCCAAAAGACUCCGGGAUAGAGAAUCCAGCUCUAAAUUUGGAUAACUCAGAUGAAAUUGAAAUCGAAGAGAUUGAUGAACAUGAAUAUGAAACGGUAAAAACUAUAAGAAAUACACAUUUGAACAUGAAUAUUACACCGUUAAAGGAAAGAAGCGAUAAUAAUGAUAUAUCCCAUAAUAAAACUAACACGCCAGGGAAAAAAGUUAGAUUCGAUUCUACUUUAAAUCAAGAAAAGGUUAUAACGGGAAAUAGUUUUGAUUUCGAUGUCCAAAGUCCAGGGUUUGACGCUAAAAUCGAUAAAUAUCAUGAUGAAUUGGAAAAUUGUAUAAAUGAAAGGAAAUUUUUGCAGCAAAACAUGUAAGGCAGUGAGGACACGUACGGUUUAUAUUUUUAUGAUAGGCUUCAAGUUAAUCUGAAAUACUAAGCAUCAGUAAACAAGUAUGAUCAUUAGUCCUCAAAAGAAGUCUUCAAAGAGAAUAUUUUUUUGUAUAAAAAUAUUUUCUAUCCUUUUAUAGGAUCAGUAACAGACUGGUAUUAAUAUUUAAGAUCUAAUUUUGUAUGUAUAUGUAUUCUAGUUUUAAAAACUUAUCUUGUAGAAUAGAUAUGGCAAAAGUAUUAUAAAAAGACUUCUAGCCUUACCAACGCCGCGUCAAGUAAGUCUGUUGCAGGUGCGGGAAAAGAGAUGCUGCUCUACACUGUGUAGUGUGCUAUCUCUUUUCAACACAUGCAGGUCUAGCUCUAAGAUUUAAUGGUAGGUUGAACUACAUUUCAUAAUUUUAAUUUAUUUAUGGUUGUGAUUUAACCAUGACGUAUUUAUUUUAUGUCGUUUUGUAGUCCAAAGCAUAAUAAUUCCAAAGCAAUGACAUAAAUACCAUUUUCUGUAUUUAUAUUGAAACCAAAAUAUUUUGACGCUAAAGGUUGUGAUAAGAUAUUCCUAAUUU
This is a messenger RNA of Trichoplusia ni (cabbage looper), 2734 nucleotides long. RefSeq lists its product as uncharacterized. NCBI's taxonomy places the organism in Eukaryota, Metazoa, Arthropoda, Insecta, Lepidoptera, Noctuidae. The record is from RefSeq and is a predicted model, not a curated record. The transcript is spliced from 2 exons. Bases 460 to 2154 code for a protein of 564 amino acids.